AUGACGCCAUCCUGUUUGGUGAAUGGACGCAGCCGCUACACAGCAGUGCAGCCACACAAACUUACUGAUCUGUGCCCACAAAACAGAGUGGCUGAAAGCAGCCUCGCAGUGGAAGACAGAGGUCAAUCCACUGGCCAUACAAGACAAAGUAGUUCAUCAUCGUUAAGAAGUGAGCCGAUUCCAACUAUUUAUUCCGAACAGCACAAGAGCAUGCUUGGAGAUGGCGGACCCAUUAGCAUUCAGAAAGAACAUCCAGCUUCGAGACAAUUAAAGGUUAAGCAAUGCCCGGUUCAGAAACUUCAGAGACUGCCAGAUGGGUACCAUCCUGAUUUUGACAAUGACCAUUUAUAUUCUGCCAACAAGCUCCUGGAGUCCUGGUCUAAAUCUCAUGGCUCUGUUCUUGUUGAUGAUAAGGAACAUAUAUUAAAGACCAUCUUAUUCUCAAUGGUUGUGUUGGCUGAUGCUCGCCAACCUUUUCUGAUUGUCACUACUACUGCUUCUCUCUCCUUAUGGGAGGUUCAGUUCAAUAAAUUAGCACCACAUAUCAAUGUUGUUGUGCAUGAUGGGCGGGCAGACAUGCUCAAGUUGAUUCAAGCUCAGGAGUUCAACGAGAAUGGAAGCCACAUAACGUCACAAGUUCUCUUAUCCCAUCCUGAGGCUAUCUUAGAGGACAUUGAGCCUAUUGCACGUAUUGGUUGGGAGGCAAUCAUAGUUGAUUAUUAUCAACACUUGGCUCUAAAAUAUCUGGAACAGCUGAAGCAACUUUGUACUGGUUUUAGAGUGUUGCUUGUGAGCUCCCCAAUUGAGGAUAUCCCUGAGUACAUGGACAUGCUAGCUUUCCUUAAAUCAGGACAGAAAGAUAAUAGUGGCUAUGUUGACACUGCUGAUGCCCUUGAGAUGUUAAAAAGAAGAUUUGCACAUCAUAUUGCAUAUGAGCGCAAAGAAGAUUCUUCAAAAUUUCUAGAGCACUGGGUUCCUGCUUACAUUUCACAAGUGCAGCUAGGUGUCUAUUGUUCCAUUCUGCUUUCAAAUUCAUCUGUCCUCCAGUCUAGGAAGAAAGCUAAUAGUGUUGAAGCUCUUCGGGACAUUCUCUUGUCUCUCUCAAAGUGCUGUAAUCACCCUUACCUCCGUGAAUGUCUGGAAGCUUCACCUGUCAACAAUCCUGAUAUGACUGAAACAGUAGAUAUUGGAGUGCAUGCAAGCGGCAAGCUACUACUUCUUGACAAAAUGCUUAAAGAGAUCAGCAACAGGAGGUUGAGAGUCAUUGUUCUUUUUCAGUCUGGUGGAGCAGGUGCAAACCCAAUGGGUGACAUUCUGGAAGGUGUUGUGUGUCAUAGAUUUGGCCCUGAGUCUUAUGAACGUGUCAAAUGUGGUGCGGUGAUGUCAAGUAAACAGGCGGCAAUUGAUAUGUUCAAUGACAAGACCAAGGGGAGAUUUGUUUUACUGAUUGAAAGUCGUGCAUGCCUCCCAAGCAUUAAGCUACUAUCAGUUGAUGCAGUCAUCAUAUAUAGCAGCGACUGGAACCCAUCUAAUGACCUGAAAGCUCUUCAAAGAAUCAACAUAGAGUCACAACUUAAGUAUGUGAGCAUUUUCCGAUUGUAUACUCCUUUCACAGUUGAGGAGAACAGCUUUGUGCUUGCAAAGCAGGGCAGGCUUAUUGAUAAUAACAUCCAGGAUGUAAUGCACACUUCAAGCCAUUCCUUACUCAGUUGGGGUGCACAAUUUCUCUUCACCAGAUUUGAUGAGCUUAUGCAAGAUAGGUAUUUAAGCAAGCAUUCUGAAAGGGGCACCAGUUUUAUGGAUGAAGUGAUAUUAGAGUUCGUAACAAAAUUACCCACAAAUACAGAAGACAGCUCCAAAAUAAACAGUGUGUACAUAUCGAAAGCUAAUAUGAGUGGGGAGUUUUAUUCAAGAAGCAUUACUGUAAUUGGUGAAAAGGAGGGAAUGUCUAUGCUGGAUGGGGAUCCAUCUGUAUUUUGGUUAAAUUUACUGGAUGGAAAAUCUCCUUGUUGGAGCUAUAUAUCUGAGCUAACACAGUCAAUCAAUGGAAUGCUACAGAACAUAGAAGAACCAGCCCAAGUUGCUGCCGAAGAAACUGAUGAAGCUACCAAUGUGUCAGUCACACAGCAAAGAGAAUGUCAUGUGUCUGUCACACAGCAAAGAGAAUGCCAUGUGUCAGUUGAUGUAUUUCCCAACAUGGCUGUGGAGAGAAGAAUUGAUUUAGUGGAUGAUGUCUUCUCUUUGAGAGAAAAUAAUAUCAUUCAUAAGCAACAAGCUGAGAUAUCAAAUUUAGUGACACACUCACAGCAUAAACAAAUCCUGAGAAUUGGAGCAACUCAGAUAUGUGGAUCGAGCAUGCAUAUGCAACAAUUGAGAACUCUGCCUGCCCAACAAAGUUUAGCAACCUUGCCCCAUCCACCUGCAGAAGCAGUGCCAGCAGGUAUUCCUGGCAUGGAGGCCACGACAUGUUUACAGUCAAUGCAGUAUCAACCUACAGAGGCAGAAUGGGGAGGUAUACUGGGCGCAUUAGCAGCCCACGGUUCGCAGCCUGAAAUGCAACCAUCAACCUCAAUGCAGGAUGUUUUAUUUGAAAAGACUGAUCUGUCUGGCAUGCCUUUGCUAGGAAGUAUGAAUGCUCGUCAAAGUGUAGAACCUUCAUUGGAUCUGCACGCAGGAGAAGAACCAGCAGGCACUUUGGGCAUGGUGACAACUGAUCAGCUGCAGUCUGAAAUACAACAAUCAGCCACAGUACAUGAUCGGCCUGCAGAAGCAGAAGGAACAAGUACAUUAGGCACCAGGGCACUUCAGAAUUUGCACCCUGAAAUGCAAUCAUCAACCGUAAUGCAUCAUGUCCCUCUUGAAAGAGCACACUCUGAAGGCAGGAGCCAAACAGGAUUUCAGCCAAAUACAUCACCUGGUCCUGAGCAGCUCAGCCAACUCCUUUUUUUCGAGGAAGAGCUCAACCAAGUCCUAUCUGCUAGUGACCAGCCACAGGAAGAUAUGUCGAAAAUGUACAAACAUCACAUCAAUUUGCUUAGAGAAGCCCAUGAACAGAAGAUAUCACAACUUCAAAUAGAGCGUUACCGGGAAAUAGAAAAUGUGAACAGAAAGUAUUACUCAUUACUCCAAAAAGAAGAUCCCACUUUACCUCACAGCCAGAUGGGACUUGUUGAUAGCUACAAGGAAGCUUCUGUAAACAAAUCACCAGCUCAAGAUUUUCUAGGGGAAGUUGCACCAUCAUCUGCAGCUCAAGGGAGAUCUGAGAGGCCUGCAAUGGUGCUGCCACCUAAGUCUUCACCAGCUCAAACCACAGCAUCACCAGGUGCCCCGCCAUACGACCACCAGUGAUGGCUUUGUUUCAUUCACCAGGAGGACCUUAUGUCCAGCCAUAAUCUAUCAUACCUGGUGAUCUUUGCGGAGCAACAUCACAAGUUUAUAUUUCAGCAUCUCCGCUACAGGGUGUAGGAGCACAUUCACCUCCUGCCGCUUCACCUCCAGCAGCACAUGGCCAAGUGGUGACAUGGAGGACUUUGCAUCGACAAGUCUAGGCAGGUUCCAGUUGACCUCCAUGAAAAAAAUGUUCGUGUUUUUGUAAGCAUGCUGAUGGAUGUCGAGGAACCUAUCAUAGUGUUU
This is a messenger RNA of Triticum aestivum (bread wheat), 3633 nucleotides long. RefSeq lists its product as uncharacterized. Gene Ontology annotation, biological process: chromatin remodeling. The coding region runs from base 1 to 3348 and encodes 1115 amino acids. Lineage: Eukaryota; Viridiplantae; Streptophyta; Magnoliopsida; Poales; Poaceae. Gene Ontology annotation, molecular function: chromatin binding; histone binding; DNA binding. Gene Ontology annotation, cellular component: chromatin; nucleus. The record is from RefSeq and is a predicted model, not a curated record. The transcript is spliced from 13 exons.